AUUACCGCAGAAUUUGCGGAAUAGAAUGAAAUUCGCGAAAGAAAAUUUAUCGGACAUAAAGGAAGACUACGAAAAAGCACACCGGCUAAUUGACGAGGAUAGCAGAAAUGAUCCACCGACGGAACCGUUCCGUUCGCAUUAUGUGGCAAGGGAUGUUCUGAACGGGGCGCUUCGAAAGGUGAAAACAUUAACCGAAAAACUAGACCCAACGGCGGAAGCGGCCACCACGGUGCGAUGCAUUCACGCGAACAUCUUAAAGGACAUCGCCAAGAUUACCGUGUUCGUCGAGGAGCCGCACGGAGAGACACUGUUGAACGAGGCUCUCUUGCUGAUCGAAACGGAUCGCGGCAAGGAACCGGCCAUAAACGUGCACAUAGAAGUCCUCAACCAGCUCGGUAUCAUGAGCUGCAACAGUUCAAACUUCAAGGAUUCCGCACAGCACCUCAACCAAGCUAAAGAUCUGUAUGCAGAAGCGAAGGAACUGCAGCUGGAACCACUCACGAUGGGCGAUUUGUUCGGGACCAAGGAGGAAGUGGAGAAAGGCAAAGGGCUGAAGCUGCUGGAAUCUAAUCACACGCUGACGCUCUACUAUCUGGCGCAGGUGUUUGGGUUCCUGGACAACUUGGCCGACUCGGCCCGCUACUGUCACAUGACGCUGAAACGCCAGCUGGAGUAUAACGAAUACGAACACGUGGACUGGGCACUGAACGCGGUCACACUGUCACAGUUCUACUUUCCACGGAAUCACCUUUCCCAAGCCCGGCAUCUGCUGGCCGCCGGCACGUACAUGCUGAACCGGUACGAGACGGAGGUGAUUGAAAAGAUUACCAAUGCCGAGGAGCGAGCAGAGAAAGAGGAAACGUUGCGCUAUCGGAUGGCGGACAUUGGACGAUGCUGGGCUAAGUAUGGGUUGCACAUUCUGAGCGCCUCCAAGGAACGCAUCAGCACCGACGACGAUGAUGAUAAUGAUGAUGAGACACCGAAACAGCCACCAAUCAGCCCUGUGAAGAAGAUGGAACGAUUUGUGGGGUUCGAACUGGCGCCGUACGAGGACCAGGUUACGGACGAGUUCUGUCUCUCGUUCGACGAUGCGAAACUGGUGAUGCUAAACUCUCUGUCGUGGCUCAACAAAGCCAAGGAGUACUACACGAAGGAAACGGAAGCUUCACAGUACGCCAAAAUUUUACAAGAUGUUGCCUCUCUCUACAAACAUCUCGCAUUUUUCGAAGAAGACGACGGCAACGAGUGCAAAUUGCUGAAGCGAAGUGCGGAUCAGCUGGAGGAAAUCGUCGACGUACUAAAUGCCACAUACUAUCAAACCAUUUGCAGGGAAGCCUGGUACGAGCUGGGAUUAACCUAUUCCAACAUGUUGAACAUUAAACUAUCCCAGCUGGAAGAUCUUCAGUCAACUGAUCGGCCUUCGCCGCACGCGUUAAACAAAAUCAACCAUCUGUGCGAGAAGAGUAUUAACAACUUUAAGAAAUUCAUCAAAUCUUAUAAAAUUUCAAUGGAAACGCUGGAGCUGCCGGUCAACGUGGAAGCGGACGAACUGCAACCGAUUCUGUACGCAUUCUUCCAUAUCGGGCGGCUGUACUACCGAAUCAUUACGCCCGAUAAGCGCCUGAAGCUGGAGAAUACGGAAAAUAGUCUCCUGUUUUACGGUCGCUUCGUCGAGUGUUGCCAGGACGAGCGCAUGAGGCCGCUGUUCCGGGAGGAGCUGAGUGUCUGCAAGGAGAUGAUAAGCUUGCUGCCGCUGAAAAUAGACAAACUGAAAGCAGAGAUCGCAGCCGCAUAAAUUAGGGCCGUUUAAUGUUCCUGUAAACGGGAAUCCUAAGUAGCGUAUCGAUUGGGGAAGUGAUCAAACAAUCCUCUCCUUCAUUAACUUAUUCAACAGGAUAGAAUGUAAAUCAUGACCACUAGAGGGGUCACUACAGGGUCCAUGGCCAGUUGAUGGAACGACCG
Molecule: messenger RNA, 1962 nt
Organism: Anopheles bellator
Lineage: Eukaryota; Metazoa; Arthropoda; Insecta; Diptera; Culicidae
Product: KIF-binding protein
Exons: 2
Coding region: 26-1795 (589 amino acids)
Source: RefSeq, a predicted model, not a curated record